Messenger RNA from Culex quinquefasciatus (southern house mosquito), 1510 nucleotides. Its product is annotated as cytochrome P450 4c21. The transcript is spliced from 6 exons. Gene Ontology annotation, molecular function: iron ion binding; heme binding; monooxygenase activity. The record is from RefSeq and is a predicted model, not a curated record. The coding region runs from base 1 to 1503 and encodes 500 amino acids. Lineage: Eukaryota; Metazoa; Arthropoda; Insecta; Diptera; Culicidae.
AUGCAUCUACUUUUACUCUUGCUUCUCAUGACGUUCCUGGGCGUGCUCUUCCGGAACCACAGGCGAAAGUACAGCUUCGCUAAGCUCUGGCCGGAAAUGGAACCGGUGUACCCACUGAUCGGCAACGGCACCAUCAUGCUCGGGAAGAGCGACCCGGACCGGUUCGAUAUGCUGCUCGAGGUGUUCAGCAGGAGCGAUCGAUUGAUUAAGCUUUGGGCUGGCCCGAAGCUGGUUCUUUGUACGAGCCAUCCGGAUCUGAUACGGCAGCUGCUGAACAACGAACACUGCCUGGAGAAACCGUUUCUGUACGAUUUCGUGGGCUACUAUCGGGGCCUUUUUGCGGCCAAAUAUCAUCUGUGGCACGGAUUACGGAAGCGGAUUAACCCGGCCUUCGGCUUUCGAACUCUGCCUCAGUACACUCGAAUCUACGCCAAAUGUGCCCAAAGGAUGGUUCAAAAUUUGUCUCAAUUGCCAAACGGGGCAACGGUUAACAUUUUAGAUUACGCCGCAGUUUGCACGCUGGACAUGUCGUGUGCGGCCACGCUGGGAAUCGACGUGUUUGAAACUGAGGGCAAGGACGAAAUCAUCCGCUGUUUGGACGCUACCUUUGACAUUCCCGCCAAACGAAUGUCCAACAUAUUUCUGCACCCUGACUUCGUCUAUCGACUGACAAAGUAUCACGCUGAGGAAACACGAGCCAGGAAAACAGUUUGCGACUUUUUCAUCAAGCUCAUUUUGAAGAAACGUGCGGAAUUUUUAUCUAAGAGGAGUGAAAUGAUGGAAAAUCGAGCAGCUGCAGAAAAUAAGUCGGCCACAUUCAUCGAUCAGCUGCUAGAUUUGGAAACGUCGAGUGGUGACGAGUUCAGUCAAGCUGAAAUUAAUGAUAACAUCGGUGCUGUUAUGUCGGGGGCCAACGACACCGGCAGUCUUCUCGUAUCCCACGCCUGUCUAUUCCUAGCCUUCCACAAGGACAUUCAGGAGAAACUCUACCAGGAAAUCGUCACAGCUUUACCACCCACAAACAGCAAAGACCCGGACAUCAUCACUCCCGAAAAAAUCACUGAGCUGACCUACUUGGAUCGGUUCGUGAAGGAGUGCCUGCGGCUGACGCCCAGUGGCCCGUUGAUUGCCCGCGAAAAUAUGGCCGAAAUUACGGUGGACGGUGUGCGGGUUCCACCGGGGAACGUGUUUUUGAUUGGACUGUUCCCGCUGCACCGCCGCAAGGACAUUUGGGGCUCGGACGCGGACCAGUUCGAUCCGGACCGUUUUACGGACGAGCGAUCCGCGGGACGACAUCCGUAUGCUUACCUUCCGUUUAGUGGUGGACGAAGGAAUUGUAUUGGUUGGCGUCAAGGACUAAUUUUGACAAAGAUUAUACUGAUAUACUUGAUCAGAAACUUCUUUUUUGAGACCAAAAUUAAUCCAGAGGAGUUACGCUACAAGUUUGAUAUGACUUUGAAAUUGGCUUUUCCACAUCAUGUACAAGUGACCAAACGUUGUUAAUAAAUAU